Molecule: messenger RNA, 741 nt
Organism: Echinostoma caproni
Lineage: Eukaryota; Metazoa; Platyhelminthes; Trematoda; Plagiorchiida; Echinostomatidae
Source: the annotation of a GenBank genome assembly
AUGUUACAAGUGCUUUCGCAAGAUCCUCAUCUUAUUCAACCUUCUGACGAAGCCGCCACUCGCGCAUGUGUGUACUUUCUAUCGCAAGUCGGCGCAACCUUUGAAUUUCAACGCACACGUAAUGCGGACGCCUGUUCCCCGGAUCACUUAUUACCCGUAACUUGCUACAAUGGACAGUUAAUAACUGGUUUUGAUGCUUUGUGCAAUACCCUUGAAGCCACGCGACCAAGAAUAACUCCUCAAUCGGGUGACACAAUGGAGGGUGAUCGUGCCGCUCGGAGUCUCCGCCGGAUUUACUUAGUUUGGCUUUCAGAUAUUUUGCGCAACGUUAUGCUAUAUUUUACUUGGCACAACGAACCCACAUUCAGUGAGUUCACAAAAAACCGGUUCAGUUUGGCACUGCCUUGGCCGUUGUCAAGUUUGGUGAUGAACAGAGAGAAACAGCUUUAUAAAACGUAUUUGAGUGCUGUCGGCUGGGACAAGAAAAGUGUGAACGAUGUGCUUGAAUCAGUCGAGAGCGUCUGUGUUGGAUUGACCGAAUUACUCCACGAGGGUCCGUUUCUGUUUAAACGACCUUCCGUGGGCCGCCUGGACGCACUUGUCUGUGGAUACUUUUCUGUUUUCCUGGAUUAUGAUAACAUAUUCCAAGAGGUCAACAAUGUGCUGAAAAAACAUAUGAAACUGAUGGAGUUAAUAGAUCGAGUGAAGGAACAGUGCAAUGCCGCACAAAAGAUUUUAUAG